Engraulis encrasicolus (European anchovy) is the source of this 2548-nucleotide messenger RNA. Its product is annotated as cyclic nucleotide-gated cation channel beta-3-like. NCBI's taxonomy places the organism in Eukaryota, Metazoa, Chordata, Actinopteri, Clupeiformes, Engraulidae. Gene Ontology annotation, biological process: monoatomic cation transmembrane transport. The transcript has 18 exons. Gene Ontology annotation, cellular component: intracellular cyclic nucleotide activated cation channel complex; plasma membrane; photoreceptor outer segment. Gene Ontology annotation, molecular function: cGMP binding; protein-containing complex binding; intracellularly cAMP-activated cation channel activity. The coding region runs from base 37 to 2079 and encodes 680 amino acids. The record is from RefSeq and is a predicted model, not a curated record.
GGCAGCCACAGUCACUGUCCCAGCGGCCUCACAGAGAUGGCUGACAAGAAAGAUGAAAAACCAGCAGGUGGAGCUCCUGGGGGUGACAAGCCACCUGAAGAAGGCGAAGAGGGGCCGCCGCCAUCCCCACCCAAACCAAAGCCCAUAGUGAUCAACAGGUAUGCAGAUGACUGCCUGCGGGACAUAGUCAAGCGGCUGACCGACCGAAGGGCCAUAUACAUGGAGAAGGUCCUGGACCCCUACGCCUCAUCUCCUGAGAGGAGCCCUCCUGCCACGCCGCUGUACACGAAGGAGGGAUACAAACGCAAGCUGGAGGAGGACAAGAGGAAGGCGGAGGAGGCAGAGCAGAAGAAGAAGGAGGCGGAGGAGAAGAAGAAGAGGGACGCGGAGGAGAAGAAGAAAAAAGAGGAGGAGGAGAAGAAGAGGAAAGAGGAGGAAGAGAAGAAGAAGAAGGAGGAGGGGAAGGUGGAGGAGAAGCCGCCUGAGCCGCCCAAGCCCCAGGAGAAGGCCAAGGGCAUCUGCCCAAAGUUCGUGUGCGACUGGAUGGACGUCGUCCUGAAGCCUGUGGAGGAGAUAAUGGACAAGCGGAUGGGCACCUCGGUCGACCCUUUCACAGACCGGCGCUACAUCGGCUGGCUGAGCAUUUUGACCAUCGCCUUCAACUACAACCUGUGGUUCAUCCCGGUGCGCAUGACCUUCCCCUACCACACGCCCGAGUCCAUCCCCAUGUGGUUCGCCGCGGACCUUGUUGCCGACGCCAUCUACAUCAUCGACAUGCUCCUCUUCCAACCACGCCUGCAGUUCGUCAAGGGUGGAGACAUCAUAUAUGACCAGGUUCAAAUGAAGAAACAUUACAGGGAAUCCCCGAAGUUCCAGACCGCACUGCUGUCUGUUAUACCAUUCGACCUGCUCUACAUUCCCUUUGGCUUCAAGUCCGUCUUCAGAGCCAAUCGUCUCCUGCGGAGCGAGGCUUUCAAUGAGUUCAGUGACCGUCUGGAGGGGAUUAUGACCAAGGCCUACAUCUGGAGAGUCAUCCGCACCAUUGGCUACCUGCUGUUCAUUCUGCACCUCAAUGCCUGUGUCUACUAUGUGGCCUCAGCCUACGAGGGCAUUGGCAAGAGCAAAUGGACCUACAGUGGAAAGGGCAGUGCCUACUUGGCCUGUUUCUUCUAUGCGGAGAAGUCCCUCCUCAUGAUAGCAGAGCUGCCCUUUCCUGAGACACUGUUCGGUCAGGUCUUUCAGAUGACAAACUACUUUUUCGGGUCCCUUUUUCUGUCCACAAUUCUCGGGCAGAUGAGGGAUGUGAUUGGAGCAGCAACGGCUGGCCAGACGUACUUCCGCAACUCCAUGGACAACUGUGUGGCCUACAUGGUGGCCAACCGCAUCCCCAAGCUGGUGCAGCACCGCGUCAGGACCUGGUACAACUACACCUGGGACGCGCAGGGCAUGCUGGAUGAGUCUGAGUUGCUGGAUAAGAUGCCCCUGGUCAUGAAGACAGCGAUAGCUGUGGACGUCAACUUGGCCACCUUCCAGAAGAUUGACCUCUUCAAGGGCUGUGACAACCAGAUGUUGAUUGACAUGUUGCUGCGACUCAAAUCCAUUAUCUUCCUGCCAGGAGACUUUGUGGUGAAAAAGGGAGACAUCGGUAAAGAGAUGUACAUCAUCAAGUCUGGAGCUGUGCAGGUGGUGGGUGGCCCGGACAACUCCAUCAUCUUUGUGACGCUGAAGGCCGGCUGUGUGUUUGGAGAGAUCAGUCUGUUACAGUCCUCAGCCAACGGAGGCAACAGGAGGACGGCUAACGUGAAGGCUCACGGCUUCGCCAACCUGUUCGUGCUGGAAAAGAAGGAUCUGUUUGACAUCCUUGUCCACUACCCAGAGUCCCAGAAAGUGUUGGCCAGGAAGGGAAGGCAGCUGAUGAAAGCGAAGGGUCCAGCAGCGGCUAAGGCGGCUGAGGAUAAGAAGAAGGGUCUGGCUCUGUUUGGCCCCAAACCGCCCACGCCCAAGCUCCUCCGCGCCUUCGGAGCAGGCCUCAAAACAAAAGGACUCGUCGAAAAAAUGAAGGCUGCUUCAAAAUCAUGAACCCAGACGACCAAAGCAGUUUUUUUCUCUCUUUUUUUGGAAAGAACUUUCCAAACGCAGUCAAUUGCUGUUGUUUUAAAUGUGCUAUAUAAAUACACUGACAAGAUGACAAUUUAAAGGUACACUGUGCAGGAAAGUGUCAAAAAAGGUACUGCAACUGUGCUGCAUAUUGAAACUAUUGCCAAAUUUGAUCUUUUCAUGAAAGUUUACCACAUAAUAAACUAAUAUUUUCUAGUAUGGCCGAGGUACAGUCAUUUUUGCAGGAAAUUCGAAAAAUUCUGGAAAUUCAAAAUGGCGAACUAUGGAGAAGAUCCCCCUUUUCAUGUAUGAAAAGAGCAUUUUUUCCAGUCAUAAUGAAUACUUUGAAUGGGUAGCAUGGAUUCUGGAAAUAAACAACUAAAAAUCUUGCACAGUGUACCUUUAUGCCAAUCCCAGUUUACUGGUAUACUGUAUAUCCAUACUACAUGAU